Molecule: messenger RNA, 2165 nt
Organism: Xylaria bambusicola
Lineage: Eukaryota; Fungi; Ascomycota; Sordariomycetes; Xylariales; Xylariaceae
Product: pyruvate kinase-like protein
Exons: 1
Coding region: 414-2099 (561 amino acids)
Molecular function (GO): oxidoreductase activity; molybdenum ion binding; pyridoxal phosphate binding
Source: RefSeq, a predicted model, not a curated record
GUCAAAGAAAAGGUUAUACAGACAUUUCGGUGAGUCCCCUCUUAGGCAACCAGCAAUUCUUGAGGUCUUUCAUUGACAUGAGGGAACAUACUGUACCUAGCUAUUGUGGGGGCCACUAGAUCUGGACGAAUAGGCGCCAUUGUAGAUGUUCUUUUUCCAAAGGGCAGUGGACUUAACACCUCCAUUCAAACUUCAAUGAAGUGGAUUACAAUUGCUUUAUCAUCCUCCGGUCCCUUUCAAGGCGUCAAAAUAUAUAAGCACAGUUGAUUGUGGCGCCUGAAUACUUCUGCAGUUUGAAAAACACCAAAGUACCGGAGGUGUAACCACGAAAUUCGCAGUCGAUUUGUUUUUCUAUAUUAGUCUCGCACCCGCCGCCACAGAACAUUUUGCUACCCCUCAGUCCAGGCUCAGCCAUGGACCCCUACGCUUCCGAGUCAGAUCUCGUGCCUUGGCCUCCCAAAGAAAAGGUGCUAAGUUUGAGAACAGGAAAAGUCCGCCCUCUCACCGGUGACAAGAUCACCUCGGCAAUCAACAAGCAGCCGCGACAGGGUAAAGUGUACCUGACUAAACUCGGCUUCUCUGGCGACGAGCGUCAAUUCGUUCCGCAUCAGUCGCCCGACAACGCCGUCCACCAGUAUGCGAGUAGUCACUACGAGCGUUGGAGGUCAGAUCUGCCUGACCGCGAGACAAAGUUCGUUGUGGGUGCCUUCGGCGAGAACAUCUCUACCCGACAUCUCUCUGAGAACAAUGUCUGCGUCGGCGAUAAGUUUCGACUCGGCGAUGCCGUUGUCCAAGUCACUAUGACGCGCCAGCCGUGCUUCAAGCUAAACCAUCGCUUUGAACACAAGAAGAUGUCCAGCUUGGUGCAGGCCACGGGUCGCACCGGGUGGUUAUACCGCGUGCUUCAAGAAGGAUGGGUCGAAGAGGGCGACGAGAUAGAAUUGAUCGAGCGCAUCAACCCGACAUGGCCACUCUCACGCCUACAGCACUUCCUUUAUACAGAUCGGAACAACACCGAAGCGCUGACGCAACUUACCACUCUCCCAGGCCUCAGCAGUGAAUUCGUCAGGCUCUUCGAGAAGCGUCUAGAGCGAGGCGCCGAAGAUAUGAGUGGCCGUCUGCAAGGCGACGUGGCCAUGCCUUGGAGCUCUUACACGCUCGUCGAGAAAACACGCUUAACCCCACGCGUUCAGAAAUUCAUAUUCGCUCUCGACGAUGAACCUGUCGGCGCAGAGGAGCUUCAUUUCGGUCGCGUCCCGCAUGUCCGCAUCAAGUUCGGGCCUGAAUCCAAGUUUACGCGAGCUUACUCUGUUGUCUCUGGCGAUAUGAAUCGCUUUGAACUAGGCAUCGCAAGAGACGACAAUUCACGAGGCGGGUCUCUUUAUCUUCACGACACUCUGAGUGUAGGCGAUAAAGUGAAAGUAGUCAAGGGUCACACGUCAAACAUCAAAUGGGACACCGAUCACACCCUCCAUGCAAAGAAACAUGUCUUUGUGCUCGGCGGCAUUGGCGUUACGGCUUUCCUCGGCGAGAUUCGAAAACUCCUCGAGCAAUGCGUUCAGUUCGAGGUCCAUUACGCCGUGAGAAGCUUGGCGGAUGCUGCGUACCUGGACCAGCUACCGAGCGCACAUACAACUGUCUAUGCAAAGUCCGAAGGGCAGCGAUUACGAGUUGCAAGCAUAAUUCCUUCUCUCGAAAACAACGCCGAUCCCAAUGUUGUGGUCUACUGCUGCGGUCCGACGGGUCUGAUUGAGGAAACUCGCAGCAUCACUACGGCGCUGGGGUAUCCCCGGUCGCACGUCCACUUCGAGGAAUUCGGCGGUGCCGCGACAGGCACCGGGGAUCCAUUCGAGGUCGAAAUCGAAGCAACUGGGAAGGUUCUACAAGUCCCUCAGGAGAAGUCUCUUCUCCAAGUUCUGAACGAGGCUGGCUUCGACAUCGACUCGUCCUGUCUAGCAGGUAAUUGCGGAGCGUGCAUGGUUGAAUAUUGUAAGGGCGAGGUCGUGCAUCAGGGUGUUGCUUUAGAUGAUGAACAGAAGAGCUCGAGUAUGCUUUCAUGCGUCAGUCGCGGAAAGGGGAGAAUCACAGUCAAGUGUUAGAUUUCUGUUGUUAGUCUCAAUUUAGCAAUUUUCUCAUGCGUAUGAAUAGAUUUAUUCCCAUUCUCA